CAUGUGUAAAUGCACAUUUCGAACCACCCCUAUAUGCUAUAAUAUGCAUUUAAGUGGAACACUACUCCAUAGACAUAGUCUUCUUAUCUAUUUUAAUCACAUGCGAACGAACAUUAUUAUAUACGACAGGAUGAGUGGGCGACAUGUACACUUACGGUACCAAAUCAAACCAAACCGAUUCCAUUUCAACCAAACAUGCUUCUUUGGUUAGGAUUCUCUCAAACAUAAUCUAAUUGGGAUCAGGGCUCAAAAUAUCCUAACCCUCAACAAUAUAAUUAAUCAUUUCAUGCAAGCUACUCUUCUUCUUUUUUCCGUCUACCUCUUCAUGCAAGCUACUAUUUCAUUUUAAACACCCAAAAAGAGCAAAACCCAAAAAAGUACGAGACUGUGAGUGUUGAUCUUACCGACGUGGGGGCAUUAUCGUAGGCCCAUGCAUGGGAAGUUUUUUUUUUUUUUUUUUCUUCUUGCAUGGGAAGUUUGAAACAGUCAGAAACAGAGAGACAUAAUUAACAAACAUAAAUCACACUAGUGUAAUUUGUAUACUAUAGACUAAGACUUGGGAGCCAUGAAUAGAUCUGUGAUUUAAUAUUUCACUGAAUCAUUAUAUGUAACGCUUGUAAAUAAAUUAUACUCGUAGUCAUGAUUUUCAUCAAAACAGUUUAAUAUGUGGAUAUUGAUUAAUGAUUAGUUACUUUGUAUCAAAAAAUAUAUUGUCAUUAAUAAGAAACAAAUAAAUACAAUUAAUUAUUAUUGUUAAACUAAAUAAGGAAGAAUAUACUUCCCCAUUGAGCAUGUAAAACUGAAGGAAAUAAAUUAUUUUCACUAGGAAACAAAAAAACUGAUAAAUAAAUGUAGAUAUGCAUGGCCAUCUGAUUAAAUUGCAAUUACGUGGAAAAGAUUAUCCAGCUCAAACAAAAGUCUACGGUUUCCCAAAACGUUCGAAAUCGUUAUAACUGGGUCUUAUUUUGUUAACGUGAAAAAUAUAUAAAAGGGACGAUUCAUGAUCUCCACCAUCACCAUCCACCAAAGUUAUGCGGGAUUUAAGCUCCGUUUACAAAAAAAACAGAGUUCUAAAAAUAAAUAAGAACCCUAAUUUUCCACCACAAAUCUUUGGAGGUUAGUUUUCUUGAUAUACACGUCUCUUCUUUUGUUCAAAUGCUUUUAUUCAUCUCCUUUUCACCUCAAGGUCAUUUAGUUAAUUAUUGAAUAAUGGCAACGAGCUCUGGUACAACGAAAACGAAACCAGACAACCCAAACCUAACCAGAUCAAGAUCUCUUGGCAGAAAGCCAAAGCCUGCACCAUCAUCAGACGCAGAUGGAUCUGACAAGAAGACAGCUGAGAAGCCUGUGCCCAAUUAUCUCAAACCCACAAUCAGCUCCAGACCAGACCCGGUCAAGUUCUUGAAGAAGAACAGCGCUGUCGAAGACAAGCUUCUUCGUAGACGUUCCUUUGAUCGUCCUCCUUCUUCAUUGACUUCAUCAGCUUCGUCAUCCCAUAAUAAAUCUCUCAACACCUCUCCUGCACGCUCACGUGACAGACCCGUGGUUCCAAGAGAGAAGCCUGCCACUAGUCUGCGUUCUUCAUCAUUCCAUGGAAGCAGCAGAGGCGGUCUCAGAGGAAGCAGUACGUUGAAGUCGGCUCCCGUGGCUUCGAGAGGAUCUCCAGGGGUGAAGAAGAGCGGUCUGAGCGGUGGUAGUUCUUCCAAGAGCAAAAAGGAAGGUUCUGAGAAGGCUCCAAAGAAAUCUUUGGGUAAAGAGAUUGCCCCGGAACCUUCUUCUCCUCCUGCGCCUGAUCAUAAGGAUGAGGAGGAGAUUGUCAAGGUUGAGACUGAUGAACAAGUUUCUGAACCGAAAGAACAAGAUAAAGAUCAGGUUAUACAGCCUGAGGAAUCUUGUGAAGAGAAGGAGACGGAUCCAGUGGAUGCCUCCAAAGAAGAAGUUAAAGAUGAGGCUGUACAGCCUGAGGACUCGGGUGAAGAGAAAGAGACCGGUCCAGUGGAUGCCUCCAAAGAAGAAGAGAAAGAAGAGCUGAUCAAUGAGGAUAAAACAGAAGAGCAAACAGAGGAGCAGAAAGAACCAGAGAUCACUGAAGAAAACAACAACAAUGACAAGGAAGAAGUUGAAAAUCACGAGGAGAAUAUUGAAACAGCUGUUACUCCAGAUAUGAAAGAAGCUGAGAAUGCCGAAGAAAGCAAGGAAGAGGAAGACGCAGAAGCUAAAGAGGAGGAGAGCGAAAGCAGCAAAGUUGAAGAAGCACCAACAGAAACAAAGGAUCAAGCAGAAGAAUCACCAGAGGAAGGAGCAAAGAAGGAAGUGGUGCAAGGAAAGAAGGAAUCUCCAUCAGCUUACAACGAUGUGAUAGCAACUAAGAUGCAAGAGAAUAAAAGGAAGAACAAGGUCUUGGCUCUUGCUGGAGCCUUUCAGACAGUUAUUGACUAUGAAACUGCUGCAUCUAAGUGAUAUACAUCUGCCUCUUUAUAUCACAUAAGAACUGCGUCAAGUGUUUUUUUAUUGUUUCCAUUGUUAAUUUUGUUUCUUGUUUUGGUUAAGCAUCAACAUAUCAAUGCUUCAUAUGAACUAGUCAUCUGCUUCUUUUCUUUACUCUAUAUGCAAAAACUUAACAUUCAAACGAGUGUCCCUUUAUAAAUGAGAUUUUUUAAUAUAAAAUGGAGAAGAAUCACUUGCAAAGUUUGAGCUUCUUGAAGAAAGGAGAGACUUGAGAUUUGAGAUAAGGCUUUGUAGCGAUACAAGUCGGAACAUUCUCCGGCUGCUCCAUCCACACCUUAUGAGAGAUUCCUCCUGACUUCAACUUCUCUGACAAAUU
Messenger RNA from Brassica rapa (field mustard), 2824 nucleotides. RefSeq names its product myb-like protein X. The record is from RefSeq and is a predicted model, not a curated record. Lineage: Eukaryota; Viridiplantae; Streptophyta; Magnoliopsida; Brassicales; Brassicaceae.